AUUUUUUGAUCAUUUUUGGGGAAAAAUAAAAAUUAAAAAAAUCUAUAGCUCAGUCAUAACUAUAACUCGAGAGAAAAAUUAUACCACAAAGAAAACUACCUGACAGAUAUUCUCCCCCAGUUGGCUUCCUCUCUUGAUUUAUUACCAAGGAUAACAAAGGAUAUGACUGAGUCCUCGUAAACUUGACAACCAGCGUUUUAUCAAUAGUUCCCGAAUGCUGCUAAAUUUAGCAACUGCCGGAUGGGUUGAGUCAGUCCGCGGAAAAUGGCGAAGAAGGGUGGAGUGCAGCAGCUUCAGGCGGACCUGGCCUCGGACGAGGAGUUCGAGAAGUUCCUGCAGCGUUCCGGCCUGCUGGGUACGUUCAAAGGAGAUGGGACUGGGGCAAAGAUUACUAACCCUGUGGCAACCGUCAGUGCUCGAUAUAUACUCGGAGUGGUGCGGCCCCUGCCUGGGCAUGGUGGGCAGCCUGCGGAAGAUCAAGCUGGAGCUGGGCGGCGACAACCUGCAGCUGGCCAUCGUAAGAGCUUGGGGAUAGAGUUGGGAAAGUCGAAUCACACUCACCCACAUUCAUACAUACAGUGCAAGGCGGGCUCCAUCUCCUAUCUGGAGCGGUUCAACAAGAAGAGCGAGCCCACCUGGAUGUUCGUCACGAAUGGCAAGGCCAUCAACAUCAUGUUCGGCACGGACGUGCCCAAGCUGGUUGCCAUGAUCACCAGAAUGCUGCAGUCGACAAUGGCCAAGGAGUCACAUGUGAGCUACGAAAUCACCGAGCUGCAGCCGAUCGAGCUGCAGCAGCUGGAGGUGCGCAACCGGGCGCUGCGAGUGGCCGAGGAGAUCGAGCUGGCGGAGAGCCGGCGCAAGCGCGUCGAAUACCUGCGCAGCGUCACAGACUGCAUCAUGAGCAACCUGCCCGACAUCGGGAUCACCGUCUUUGGGCCGCAGGUCAACCGCGACAUGUUCAAAAAGCUCUCCGAGCCGGCCGAUCCCCUCAAGAUUCAGUGCAAGGACCGCAAGGUCUUCUCCAUUUCGCCCGCUGACUUUGCAACGGUUAACUUUGCGGCCGAGAACCCGCUGGCCCCCGAUGUGAUCGAGCAGCUGUACGACAAGGAGCUGCUCAUGUGCUUCUGGAAGGUUGAGGAGGUGCUCGGGAGUCCCCCGACAGUGCUGCGCCAGUAUGCUCAUGAGCUGACCAAGGAGACAAUCAAGCCGCCGGACGAGUUCAAUGAGGAGGAGAUCAUAGUUCCGCCAAUGAUUGUGCCGCUGGAGGUAACCGUGGAUAUUUUGGAGCCAGAAAUAAAUGUCGAUGUAGAGGCAGAGGCGGAAGAGGUAGAGGAGGAGCAGGGCGGCAAGCAGGUGGAUGAGAUUGCCAACGACGAGGACGUAGAGGCGGCUGAGGCUGAUCCGUCCCCGGCCGAACCCCUUCCAGUGGCACAGCCAGAGGAGAAGCAGCGCAGGACCAAAACCAUCCGGAUACCACCCAUUUGGGUGCCCAGCGACCAGCGCACCCAUGCAGCUCUCAUUUACACGUACUUCCGCGCCCAGACAUCCACAUUUCUGCCACCCGAUCCCGUUCCGGAACCCCCGCACAUUGUGAUGACCUUCGACGCCUACAAGAAGAAGGAUCUCGGUGUGCUCCUCGAGACCUGUCGCGAGGACAUCCCGCUCUACGGCUUCUUCACCAGCGACAAUCCCCAAACGGCCGUCUUCAUAGCGAACUCGGUGGAAAAGUACAAUGCCAAGCCCUAUGUCCCCACCGACAAAAUAGUGCUGAAGGUGAACAAGGUAAGGAGUCCGACCAUACCCACCCUAAUGGCCUACGGUCCCAGCUAUGUCAGCACAAACUCGGUGGUUGGCCACAAGGAGGCCAGCCAGUUCUUUCCGGCCAACUACAAGUCCGCCAUGCAGGAGGAGGCCGAACUGCAUGCCGUCAAGACCGAGAAGCCCAAGAAGCGCAAGAAGGUAAGCCACCGCACUCAUGUUGAACACCAAUUUGUGCUGUUCGUGUACAUCUGGAUAUUUCCCCUGCAGAACAAGAAGGGCGGCGACGCAGAGGACAAUGGAAAAGCGGAGGCCGGACUGGCGGAUGCGCAACAGGAGGCGGACGAUGCGGCCAAGACCUCGCCGGAGGAAGGUGCUUCCACGACGAGCAGCGGCGAAGAUAGCUGCGAGUCGCGUCCAGCAACAGCCGAUGGCACGAAUCCCGAAGGAGCUGUGGGCUCCUAGGCCAAUUAUUCAAUUCAUCAGUAAUCAAGAAUAUGAUCCUAAACCCGAAGUGCCGUUUUUCAACAUAUUUUAAUUUAUUAAUUAAUUUAAUUUAAUUAAUUCCUGCACCAGCUACGGAUUACACGGAUAUAUACACUAGUUAUACAAAUAUAUACUACAUAUUUAUUAUAAUUGUUCCCAAAAACACAAAAAUGUAA
Molecule: messenger RNA, 2420 nt
Organism: Drosophila kikkawai
Lineage: Eukaryota; Metazoa; Arthropoda; Insecta; Diptera; Drosophilidae
Source: RefSeq, a predicted model, not a curated record